This is a messenger RNA of Anopheles merus, 1684 nucleotides long. RefSeq names its product ubiquitin-conjugating enzyme E2-17 kDa (gene Ubc6). The transcript has 4 exons. Gene Ontology annotation, cellular component: HULC complex. Lineage: Eukaryota; Metazoa; Arthropoda; Insecta; Diptera; Culicidae. Gene Ontology annotation, biological process: DNA repair; protein polyubiquitination; proteasome-mediated ubiquitin-dependent protein catabolic process. Gene Ontology annotation, molecular function: ubiquitin conjugating enzyme activity. The record is from RefSeq and is a predicted model, not a curated record. The coding region runs from base 846 to 1301 and encodes 151 amino acids.
AACGCCAUGAGUAUACCCUUCUCCCUCACACAUCGAACUGCAAAAAACACCUCACUUGGCAAACAAUUUACGCGUUUGUGGGGUUUUACGCAAAAAUUGGGUAGAUUCUGUGUGUGAGCGAUCCACGGUUUGUUUCUGCCUUCUGUUUGCCUACGAGUGCGCGUACACAUUGUGAUAUUUUAGCGUUUAGGAGCGAAUCGGGCAAUAAAGUCGAUGAUUUUGGGGGUAGCGCAGCCAGCAGCAGUAGCAGCAGCAGUGUUCAUGCAAGUGUGGCAUAUAUGACGACGGUUCAAAGAAAUAGAAGCUGUUAAUAUUUUCGUUACCUCGGUGCAAGAUACUGUCCCUUUGUAGUGCGAGAAAGCUCCCCCGUGAGUUUCACAGUGCUGGUUGUCCGAUACGCGAAAGCCAGAGCUUACAUAAAUCUAUAAACCCGCACAUUCGGACAAUCUAGACAUCAGCCAGCAGAAAGUGUACAAAUUUUCCCUUUUGGGGACGUCCCGAUUAGAGUGGACCAGCGCAAACGGGGCGAUAAAAAGGGAUAAUCCAGACAUCCACCCCAUUGGUGCGGAGCGACGGGAAGUUGCGGGUACGGGAGCCUCGCCUAAAUAGGAAGAAAAUAUCCGACCAAGCAGCAUUAUACACGUGUGCGUGAAAGAGACAGAAACAGACUGUUCGAGAAGCAGCAGCAGCAGUAGCACCGAACCGGAAAAGAAACACAGCACCACUUCCAACCAACAGAACAGCACUAAGGAAAAAUACUAAAGAUUUUCUUUCGGUAAACACAAAGAUCCUACUGGGUUCAUAAUCCUUGGUUGGCCGUCUCGUAGAGCGACCCCGUCCAGAAAAUGUCCACGCCAGCCCGCAGACGUCUUAUGAGAGAUUUCAAAAGGCUUCAGGAAGAUCCACCUACCGGCGUGUCCGGUGCACCGACCGAUAACAAUAUUAUGAUUUGGAACGCUGUGAUUUUCGGACCACACGACACACCUUUCGAGGACGGUACGUUCAAGCUAACGAUAGAGUUUACCGAGGAGUAUCCCAAUAAGCCGCCUACGGUGAGGUUUGUGUCGAAGAUGUUCCAUCCAAAUGUGUACGCGGAUGGCGGUAUCUGUCUGGACAUUUUGCAGAAUAGAUGGAGCCCUACAUACGAUGUGUCAGCUAUACUAACAUCCAUUCAGUCUUUAUUGAGUGAUCCAAAUCCAAACUCACCGGCCAAUUCUAUGGCAGCGCAGCUCUACAAAGAAAAUCGCCGGGAGUACGAAAAACGAGUGAAAGCCUGCGUCGAGCAAAGCUUUAUCGACUAGCCCCGUUCCCAUUGCUGUCUUUGUCCUCUUCGUCUUCGCUAUCGUGUCCAUCAUUGUCCUGAUCGUGUCGCCUUCCGUUUUGAACCGGUGUUCCGAGAUCAUCAGCCCCGCUGCUGUACGCCAUGCGAUGUCAGUGCUGUGGAUCGUAAAGUGGGUACUUUAGUGGAUCUCUCCCUGAAAACCGCUCACAGUUUGUGGCUCCUUACACCGACGAUGAUGUUUCGGUAACUUUUCUUUGGCAGUAGAUCACGUUUCUUCUCCGACAGUGCUGUCCUGAAAAACGCAUUCUCUUGUCCUACGAUGUCAUAAGUCAUUGCAUGUGUAACGAAGCAAAAAAGAUAGAGAGAGAGAGAGAGAGAGAGAGAGAGAGAGAGAGAGAGAGA